AUGGCUGUAGGAACAGUUUAUCCCGAACAGGACAGAUUAGACCGAAACGAACCAGCCAAUGCCAUCAUGCCACCUGGAAGCCCCAGCUUGAGCGCAAUUGCGGCGACGGCGGCAUCUCUAACCACUGACUCGUACAGCAUCCUUGCCAGCGCGGAUCUGACGUCAGCGCUCUCUCUGGCCGAACACGUGGCACGCCUGACCGCGACUCCGCACCUCUACGUGCAUCGCAGCAGCGUGGAGAAAGUCGCGGUGUGCGUGCGACAGCUGCUGCCGACCCUCCAUCUUCUGAAAAGCUCCGCCCCGUCGCUCUCCUUCGACCCGCGGUCCGCGUUCGUCCUCCGCCGUCUCGCGUCGGAGCUUAAAGACGUUAUCGCGUUGCUGAAAGCGUGCAAGCUGACUAUACCGGGGAUGUUUUUCAGCCUAGGGCAUCAUCAUAAGGGGCUGGCGCGCAAAGCAGACGCGUGCGUGAUGGAAAUUCGGCAUUGUCACACUGUCUGCUCGAUGCUGCUGGGACAGGCUUCUAAUACAACCAAUCCCAAAAUCGCCGCCGACCACGGGCCGCUGUCGACCUCGUUGGUGUCACAAGCGCCACCACCGACGCCGCAGAACCACUUCCCGUUACGAACCGUCUCGUGCAGUCACACUAGCGGGUCGAGUAAGGAACCUUCCACGUUCCUGGAGUCGUACAGCGGAAGCGGUAUCACCGGCGGAAGCGGAAGCUCGGUAAUGUUCCCCGGCGGCGGGGCGGAACAGCCUGCGCGGGUUCUCCAGCAGGUGGCGGAAAUGUUUCCCCAGAGCCCCAUGAUCGGCCCCUCCGCCGCUACGUUUUCCGCCAAAGACUCCGCAAGGCCUCCCGGGAUGAUGACGUGGCAGCAGAUGCAGGUGCGCGGGAUCCCCCCGAGGUCGAUCUCCGCCUCCGCCGCUUCCGGGUUUGGCGGGCCGCCUGCGGGGGGACUGUACGGGAGGGGUGGGUCCGCGGGGCGGCAACGACCGGGGAUAUUAACAGGGGCGCCGCCGCUGGCGCUCCUCGGGGGGGAGCGGAGGGAGCGCGAUAGCAGCGCGGCCGAUGCUGCGGCCUCCGCGGCACUCGCCUUGAUAGGAGCUAACAACGGCGGCGGCGGCGGUGGCGGAGGGAGCCGGUUCGCGGGCCCGGGCCGAACCUACACCGUCUCCUCCGCUUCCUCCGGCAGGAUGCAGCCAUACUACGGCUCGAUCGCCGUCUCGCCUCGUCCGCUCAGCCCCGCGACCGCCGCCGCCGCCGCCGCUGCCGCCGCGUUCGCCGCGCCGAGGAUGUUCUCCCCGCGGCGCCCCCGCGCGUCGUCCCCGCUGCCGUCCGCGCUCAACCGGUCGAGUAUCUCCGCCGCCGCUGCGGCGAGCGCCAACGUGUGCCGGCUCGUGGACGCACUGGCGGAAGGAUCGGCGGAAGAGAAGCGCGCGGCUCUGGCCUCGCUAAUGGAUGUGAUUGUAACGGAUGAGGGGAAGCUCCAAGCCGCGGCGGCGGGGGCGGUGCCGGUUCUGUCGGUGCUGCUGUCGCUGCCUGAAGACGACUUCCUAUUGGACGACGAGUCGGUGUUACCCGGUUGCGUAGACGACGAUGAUUGGCUCCAAGGAGGGGGGGUGCUUUCCGCCGGGGGAAGCGGAGGGGGGAGCGCGGGUAGCCGGGGAACGGGGAAAACAGGAGGGAGCAGUGGUGGGGAACGGGGAAAACCAGGGGGGAUAAGUUGCGGAAGGGGCGCGGUGGCUGCGUUGCUUCCGCUUCCGCCGCUUCCAGAGCCCCCUCAGCGCGAAUCGCUGAACCUACUCGUGGCACGCGCUUUAGUGCAGCUCUCCACGCUUCCCGCUAAUUGCCAGGUCAUCGCCAAGGCGGGGUGCGUGCCGUCGCUAAUCGCCAUGCUUCGCGGCGGCAACCCCGAGGCGCAGGCGGUCGCGGUGAACCUGCUGCUGAACCUUGCGACGGGCUGCGACAGCGACUGCGACAGCAAAUCGCCCGUGAUCGUUGCAGGCGAGGCGAUCCCGUCACUCGUCGCCAUUGUCCAAUCAGCGAGCGAGGCGAAAGUCCGGCGACAGGCGAUGGAGGCCCUCGCGCAUGUCGUCGCGAAGGCCAAGGAGAACCAAGACGCCGCGGCGCGAGCCGGCGCGAUCCCGAUAUUGACAGAAGCGUUACGAGAAGGCUCGCUGCUGGUACAGGAAAAAGCGGCAUUUGCGCUGGGCUCGAUCGCGGAGGAUAACGACGAAAAUAAAGUAAUGAUUGCUGGGACGGGAGCUGUGCCGCCGCUGCUAGAUCUCCUCCUGUGCGGGCCGGCAGAUAUCAGCCUGCAGGAGCGCGUUUCGCGGCGGGCGGCGUGGGCGUUGUUUGCGCUGAGCUCGCAUCGUUUGUCCGCUUCGUACAUCGUCGCCUCUGGUGGGUUGGACGUUGUGAAACGUGCGAACGAGGAUGGGCCGUUGGAUACGAAGGAAUGGACGGCGAAGAUCAUCCCGCUUCUGGAGCCACUCAGGAUUUAUGUGGCUGCUGCUAGUCUGUCUACAGACAUUCCUUUCUUGCCAUCCCUUUCUCGCCAUACUGUCAUCCACCUUCUCCCUCACCCUCUCCCUUCCCCUCCCUUUGCCUCUUUCCCCAACCCCCUCCUUCCCUUUCCCUCGUUGUUCCCCUCGUUCUCGCUCUUCCCAUCCCGUUUCCCUCCCCUCCCUCCGUCCCACUUCUUCCCCCCCACGCCCUCCCUCCCUUCCCUUUCCCCACUCUCCCCUCCCCCUCUUUCCGUCCCUCUCCACCGCUUCGCAUCCCUUCCCACACCUUUAUCCACCAGCCGCGUGCCCGCUGCUGCCGGAGGUGCAUGUGGACGCGACAGCCAGCAGCCAGGCCGCUCAAUGCUGUGGGGACUCGGGCAAUCCCUGCGUCACGCCCCUUUUGACUCCCUUCAUUGCCCCCCUUUACUCACAACUACACCACUCUCGCUUUCCCCCACACUCACUCCAAAUUCCCCGUCCCCGUCACGUCGACCUUUCACCCCUCCACUCUCCCUUCUCUUCCCUCCUACCCCCACCAGCAUCCCCCCCUCAGGUGCCACCAUCCUUCUGUCCCCAGGCACUCACUCCGUCCCUCCCCUCGCCCUGCAACUUGGGGGUCGCGGCACCAUCUUCCUGUUCCCAGGCACUCACUCUAUCCCUCUACAAGGGCUGCAACUCGGGGGCAUUCCCCUCACCAUCACUGCUGCCCCUGCUACUGGCGGCACCUCCGCCCCUCCCGUGAUCAGCUGUGAGAGCAUCAAGGGCAGCAGCAGCAGCAGCAGCAGUAGGUCGUGUUUAACUGCCACGUGUGCAGCUUCCAGCACAGGAGCAGGGGGCGGGAGCAUGUGCAGUGAGGAGCAGGCAAAGCUGGUGUUGCGGGGAGUGGUAGUGGCCAAUGGCAGAGCCGAAAUCACCAGCGAUACCACCACCACCAGCAGCGCUGGCUCUGGUGGUGGUGCUGGCAGCGGGGGCUGUCUGGUAGUACAGGGUCAGGCAGUGGAGGUUACAAACUCCUCUUUUCUCAACUGCACUGCUGCUGACGGUGGUGGGGCAAUCUUCGCUGCUUCUUCUCCCAACGUGACCAUCUCUGGCUCUCGCUUUGAAGGCUGUAAGGCUCUUGGCGGCCUCACUGCCUCUGUUGGUGCUGCUGGCGCCAGUGGUGCGGCUGGUGCCGGUGGUGGUGCUGCUGCUGCUGGUGCAGCUGAAACCAUUGGGAAAGGAGGGGGAGCGGUUGCCCUGUACAACGUCGCCCACGUGGCGGUCACUGAUUCGUCCGUUCGCGACUGCUCCUCCUCGUCCACCAAUGGCGGCGGCUUCGCCAUCGUCUCCUCCAACGCCGCGCUGACAGCUGUCCGCUUCUCGGGCUGCUUCGCGCAGAACCUGGGCGGCGCGGUCUCGUCUUCUCUCUCCAACAUGACUGUAACGAGCUGCGAGUUCCGCGACUCGCGGGCCAUGCGGGGAGGAUGCUUCUCGGAUGAUUCCUCCCCACUCGUCUCCAUCUCCUCCUCCUCCUUCCUCCGGUGCAACGCGGAUGUGUCCAAAGAAGGGGAUAUUUACAGCAAGGUGAACGGCGGCGGGGUUGCACUCAACGCUACUACCUCUUUCACCAUACACAACUGCACCUUCUCCCGCUGCCUCGCGGUUAUGGACGGCGGCGGUCUCGACGCUCUCGACCCCGGAAACCUCACUAUAGACUCCUCCACUUUCCGCUUGUGCUCCGCGUACGAUAAUACUGGCGGUGGCGGGGGAGCGGUGUCGUCCCGCGGCGGAAACAUCACCAUCCGGGGAACUCUGAUGGAGAAAAACUGGGUGAACAGCACCAUGGUUGGUUUCGGCGGGGCAAUGGCUAUCAUGGAUACGGAAAUGGAGAUUUUUAACUCGACUUUUCGGGAGAAUAUUGCGUACGGGCAUUUGUACGGGACGCUGAGCCAGGGAGGGGUGAUUAAUCAGCAGUGGACGAGGCGGGAUGUGGUGAUUCCGCUGCUGAUGGAGGAGUGUGCGUUUGAGAGGAAUGUGGCGGAUUUCGGAGCGGUGGGGUACUUUGAGGGCCAUGUGACAGUGAGGAGGUCGCGGCAUGUGUGGAACGAGGCACAGUUCCGAUAUGGAGGCGCGUGUGAGUAUAUGGGGGACUACGCCACCAUGAGCACCAGCAUAGAGGAUUCUCUCUUCGCGCACAACACCGUGAUGCAGGAUGGGGGGGCGGUCGCCACAGCAGGGCUGAUGGGCACGGUGGUGCGCGGGUGUGUGUUUCGCAACAACACCGCCAUCUCUGGCGAGGGCGGCGCGAUCGUUGUGCUCGAGGGCACGGAGGGAGCACUGGAGGUGGAGGGGAGUCGCUUUGAGGGCAACACAGCACCGGCAUCCAAGGGGGGAGCCAUCUCCGCUGCCUCCGCUCGCCUCACCCUCGCCCACACCACCUUCCACAACAACCAUGCUCUCGUGAAGGGCGGUGCCGUUGCAGUUUCGCACCCAACUUCUCCUCCCAACGACAACAACACCACCACUACCGGCAGCAGAGGCAGCAGCAGCAGCAGCAUCCCCACAGCACACUUCUCCAACGUGACCUUUGAGGGCAACAAUGCCACGCUGGGGGGAGCAGCGCUGCAUCUGGGCAUGGCGGCGCACGCAGCACUGAUGGGGUGCCGCCUGGAGGGAGGAGAGGCCAGCAACGGAGGCGGUGUGAUGCUGGAGGAAUUUGCACAGCUGCAGAUGACUCGGUCUGAGUGCACUGGGAACAGCGCGCCAUCCGGGGGAGGGUGCAUCUCCAUGAGCGAGCUGGCCUCCGUUACAAUCACAUCCAGCAACGUCACAUCCAACCAGGGCGGCAACAAGGGCGGUGCCAUCCAAGCCACGGGAGAGACCCGCUUGACCAUCUCGGAUUCUCAUUUCUUCAACAACUCGGCCAUGGAUGGCGGCAUGCUCUGGUCCGAGAUGGACUCGCAGGUGCACAUCUCCUCGUCUGUCAUUUCACACAACACAGCCACCAUCCAGGGCGGGGCGCUCUACUGCAUUCAGAACGCGCGCCUCUCACUGCUCGCCUCCUCCCUGCGCGCCAACACUGCCGCACACGGCGGGGCCAUUCUCGCCGAAGGGGGAGUCAGGCUGCUGGUCGCUGUGCGGGUGGGCAGCAAAACGCCCGCAGUGUUUGAAGGGAACUCGCAGCAUGCGGUGGUGCUGCAGGGGCAGGCAGUGGGGUCGUUCUACGGAUCGGUUCUCUUUCGGGGGAAUGCGGGGGGGAGCACGAUGGACGCGGGGGAUGGAGGGGCGAUUUUUGCCACGGAUUCGACGGUAGUGGUGGUGGGCGGUGGAGUGGGGUUUGAGGGGAACACGGGGCAUAGAGGUGCACAAGAAGCAGGCGGGGCAAUCUUUGUGGCCGGCAACACGUCCCUGCAGAUCUCCGAUUCGAUUUUCGAGUCCAACCGGGCAGCAACGGGGACAGGUGGCGCGAUCCUAGUGCUCGACUAUGCGCACGGGGACCUGCAAGACUGCACUUUCCGAAUCAACGAGGCUGGCUCGGACGGAUCGGCUGUGUACCUGGAUCGGGGAGGCAUGGGGGGAGGUUCGGGAGGAGGAGCGGGUGGGGGGGAGGAAAGAGGGGGAGCUGGGGGAAGUGGGGGAAGUGGGGGAAGUGGGGGAACGGGGGGAAUGGGGUUUAGCAAGGCAGCGGUGGGGGCGGUGGUUAUGUUGUCUGAUAUUGCAGGGUUGCUACAGGCGGGAAGUAACCUUGGUGCUGCUGCCAAUGCCACUGCUGGUAGUGCCAGCACUAGCGCCAACGGUAAUGGCAACACCAACACCAUCACCAACAGCAGCGGCAGCGGCAGCAGCGGCAGUGGCAGCGGUGGUGGCGGUGUGACUCUGAGUGGCGGGCUGCUGCCUCUGAACGUGUCUGGGCUGUCAUUCUACCGCAACACUGUCACUGGUAACGGCAGCAUCCCGGCUCUUGCCAGCGGUGGCAGUGCUAGUGGCGCUGGUGGUGGCAGUGGUGCUGGGGGAAGUGGGGUGGGUGCAGGAGGGGGAGGGGCGGGGGGGAUUGCGAUGGCAGCAGGCGGGCUUGGGUCGGCGUUUCUUGAUGCGACGUUCCUGCCUGCCAUGCGGUCGACGUGCGUGGCGUGUGAGAGCAUGGACAAGCAGGACACCAUCGGCACGCUCCCUGCCUCCUUCCGCCUCCAGUGGGCAGGGCAGAGCGACUCAGCAGCAGGCGCCACCACCACGGGCACAGUGUUCCAGGUGAAGGGGGACAGGGCCAACCCAGUCACAGGGCUGCACGUCACAGUGCUGGACGCAGCAGGCCUCAUCCCAGUCAACGACUUCCGAGCCAAAGCCUCCAUCCUCCCCACGCCAUCCAUCAGCGGUCUCCUGCAGGCCAUUGCAGUCAACGGCCGCGCCACCAUCCCCCCCGUUUCCAUCGUCGAGCCGCCUGAAUCCGGGAAUCUCUCGCUUACGCUGUCUGUUUCCUCGUCGUUGGAUGCGUUUCCGCCGAUCGCACGGACGGUCGAGAUCGUCUUCUGCCCGCCCGGGCAGUUUUACACCCGCCCGGGGAUGACCUGCGAGGUCUGUCCAAUCGGGAGCUGGUGUGGGUCCGGGCGGGGCGCGGAGUUCUGCCCGCCGGGCAGCUUUAGUUUUUUUCUGGGCACAUCUUCCCUUUUGGAUUGUUUACCCUGCCCGACGACUCGGGAUGUACUGAAAGAUACUCUGGCAGUGACAUGCGAGAAAGGGAAUAUGACUGUAGAGGAGGGGUUCUGGUUUGACUUCAACAGUAUCAGCUCUGGCAUCCCUGCCGUGUAUGCCUGCGACGUGUUAGAUGGAUGUGCAGGGCUGCUCUACCCUUCCUCCUCCUCUCAUCCCACUGUCAUUACUACCCAACAGCCGCAGCAGCAGCAGCAGUCGGCAGCAAAUGCAACUCUGGAGCAGCAGCAAUGCAAGCAGGGGUACAACGAGAAUCGGCUCUGCUCCAGCUGCGCGCCCGGCUACUACUCAGUGCUCAAGUUUUGCUACCAGUGCUCGCCCACCUUCCAGCGCCUCUUCCCGCUGCUGCUCCUGCUCAUCGUGCUGGCCUGGGUGGCCAUGGGGGUUUUGUCGGACUCGUUUCACACCAUUGCUAUACUCGCUAUAGAGCUGCAGAUGCUGACGUUUAUCGGGUCGUACAACCUCCCGCUGCCCUCCUGGGUGAACACCAUUAUUCAGUACUUCCAGAUCGCACUCUUCGUACCGGACGUGAUUGGGCCAGGUUGCACAGUCACCUACUCAUUCGUGCAGCAGUGGGCAGUCACCAUGGUCAUCCCCGUUUUAGGCGUCCUCGUUUACGCCUGCCUCUACCUCACACACCGCCUCUACUCCCACACCAUCACACAAAUCUACGGCAACCCCAAGAACCACCCCAUCACCAGCACCACCAGCUUCACCCCUUCUGCCGCCGCCUCCGCUGCUUCUGCUGCUGCGUCUGCUCCCUCUCUCCGCACCGAUACCAACGGCACCAGUUUCUCGCGAGCCCCAAGCGGCAUCGGCUCUCGAGCAGACGACUUGGGCGGGCACGUGACAACCAAACGCGAAAUGUUCGACAAGUACGAGAACACUCUCAUUCACGGAGUCACCAACUGGCUCGAUCUGAGCUACGCGGCUGUAACCUUCCGGUGUUUCCAGGCAUUUUACCGGCACUGGUAUGGCGCGGAUGUGAUGGGUGCUGCGCCGUAUAUCGGGUGGUUUUCCGAGACGCAUACGGUGGUGUUUGCGCUGUCGGUGGUGAUUGCGGUGGUGUAUGUGGCGGGAGCUCCGGUGUGCUACGCGCUGGUGCUGUGGCUGGGGAAGUCCAAGGGCCUGCUGGCGAGUCACACGUACAAGAUGCGAUGGGGAUGGAUGGUCAGCCGCUACGAGUACGACUACUUCUGGUGGCACCUCACCUGCUACGCGCGUCGCAUCAUCCUCGUCUCCAUCGCUGUCUUUGGCGUGCAGUCACCCCAGACGCAGGUAUCAGUGACCCUACCCCUCCAGGCCAUUCGCAUCGGCCUGCAGUACGGAGCAUCCCCCUUUGCAGCCUUCUCGCACGAUGUGCUCAACUCGCUGCUCGCGCUCGCAGAGCUUCUCUUCACCGUGGCGCUCACGGGCUUUAACUACAUCGGCAUCACCACUGGCGCCAACAUCCUCUUCGCCUUCUCCUUCGCCCUCGUCUUCCUGCCCACGCUGCUCAUUCUCUGCUACGAGCUCGUCAACUGGUACAUCACCCGCUGCAAUUGCCGGGAGAUGAAUUCCAUGUGGCAGACAGACAAGGCUCGGAAAUCCCUCCGCUCACGCAAGCACCUAGCAGCCCUCUCAGUGGACGACCUCGUGCAUCCCUCCGACAUCGCCCGCUGGUUCCGUCCCCACGUGCUCUCCGCCUUCCUCUUCCACUACUCCUCCGCCUCCCCCGCCUACCACGCCGCCCGCCGCAAAACCCUCUCGGACGAGGCAGGCUUGGAAAACGGCGCUGCUGGUGCUGGUGGUGCUGCUGGUGGCGGGGAGUUUCAACAUGUGGGUACGGCGGAGAUGCGGCGGCGGCGGCGGCUGCUGCUUCGGCUGCGGGACCGGUUUGAGCGGAUUCGGCUGGCGGGACCCGGGGAUGCACAGUGGAUGAAGCACUUAA
Molecule: messenger RNA, 9121 nt
Organism: Closterium sp. Naga37s-1
Lineage: Eukaryota; Viridiplantae; Streptophyta; Zygnematophyceae; Desmidiales; Closteriaceae
Source: the annotation of a GenBank genome assembly